This is a messenger RNA of Neurospora tetrasperma FGSC 2508, 987 nucleotides long. RefSeq lists its product as uncharacterized. The record is from RefSeq and is a predicted model, not a curated record. The coding region runs from base 116 to 721 and encodes 201 amino acids. NCBI's taxonomy places the organism in Eukaryota, Fungi, Ascomycota, Sordariomycetes, Sordariales, Sordariaceae. The transcript has a single exon.
UUUCUGCCCCCUAGAUUCAAAAUCCUUUCCAGCUCCCACCCUUCAAUCGAUUGAGUCGUGCAAAAAACCACAACUCCAAAACACUACAGAAAAUCCUCCUGAACAACCAGUAACAAUGAACCGCUUCGCGACCUCCCGCACCCUUUUCCGGGCCUUCGCAACGCCCCGCGCUACUCUCCCCGCCGGCGGCGUCGCACCCCUCCACACCUCCCGCCAUCUCCAAUCCACCGCCGGCUACGGCAACACCACGACCUCGGGUCAAUCCACGGGCACCUCUUCUCCAAAAUCCCCCGAGGACGCCUCUGCCCAAUCAGGCGGUUCCCGCUCCAAGGAAGCCGUCGAGACGGGCUCCUCGCCCACGGGCGGCCCGAUCCCCAACGCUUCCAAAGGCAAAGAGGAGUCCAACACCUCAACCUCAACCUCAACCUCCGAGUCCGACAAGUUCGCCAUGCCGGACGGUCUAGCGAACGGCGACGCCCGCGGCCGCACCGGUGGCGGCGAGCCCCUCUCGAGCUCCCAUCCAAGCGCGCCGGCCCAGCCCAAGAUUAGCAACGCUAGCGUGCCCGGGAACAAGCCCAAGUUGACCAAGGAGCAGCAGGCCGAGGUGGACGCACAUAAUAGGGACUUUGAGAAUAAGCAUGGGAAGGCGGAGAGGGCCGCGGAUGAUAAGGUUAACCCCAAGUUUUGGGGCGGGGGUGGGAGGCGGUUGGAGGAGGACUAAGUGCGGAGUGGACUUUGUGCAUGGAACGGAGUCUUCGGUGUCCGUAGUUGGGGGUACAUGGUCGAGGAAUAUCGUCAGUCUUUCCCUGCGGUGCUAUCGUAUCUGCCUACUCACAGAGGCAAUGAAUUCAUUGAAGUUCAAGUGUAGUAUUUCAUAGCGGUUCAACAGAUGUUAGAUGACAUGCCGAAGGUCGAAGGCGGAUUGGAAGUCCAACUUCCUAGGUUCUUUCAACCGAUACUACAUCUUCCAAACGAAAUUCGAAUCUU